This is a messenger RNA of Tremella mesenterica DSM 1558, 2515 nucleotides long. RefSeq lists its product as uncharacterized. Lineage: Eukaryota; Fungi; Basidiomycota; Tremellomycetes; Tremellales; Tremellaceae. Bases 20 to 2515 code for a protein of 831 amino acids. The transcript is spliced from 8 exons. Gene Ontology annotation, biological process: peptidyl-arginine N-methylation; regulation of DNA-templated transcription. The record is from RefSeq and is a predicted model, not a curated record. Gene Ontology annotation, cellular component: nucleus; cytosol.
AAAGCAGCUCACUUUCAUCAUGCCUCGUCUUAACAUAGCUCUUGACCUUCCACCUCCACUCCCCUCUCUACCUAAUCAACCUCACCCUUCCCCCUCCCCGCUGCAGCAGCUGAUCAAUAACACCCUCUCUUCCACAGACUACGACCUAUGUUGCAUUCCUCUCACCAACGCUCGAUGGCAGACGAGGUGGGAACGUCUAUGUCUCCGUCUGACAGAGGAUGAAGAUCUCGCCUCACCUGAAGCCUCUAAACAUCGAGAAGAGGUAGAUCGAGAGGCGGAUAUGUGGAGACGAGAAGGUGGUUUGAGCCGGGAAGAGGUAAACGUGUGUCGAUUAGAGGAAACGCCUCAUCUCAUAGGACUUGGACCGGAAUGGUUAGAUCUUGACUCGCCUGAUGAGGGUAUCCGUUUCGAUUCAGAGCUCGCUUUACGAGCUGAAAUGGCUCAUGCCAUUUACGUCUCCUUACCCACCAUCAUAAUAGCCGGACCAUCCAUCGCCAAUCGACAUUUCCUACCUUCCUACGCUCGAGCUAUAGCCGGCUUGCUGCAAAUGAACAGUACAACCACCAACACCAAAAUAUCCAUCCGUAUACCCAUUUCUGAUCCCGUGGAAUUGAUCUCUCAAGGUCCUUCUCAACCUGGCACGAACCCAACUCAGAAAUUACCAGAAUCGACAUCCACAGGUUCAAAACACAAGCGUAUGUCUUCUCUAUCCACAAGACCUAUGUCUAUCCAUCAAUCUCAAGUAAACACAUUACAACAGAAUCAACUUCAACAACAACAGCAACAAGUACCUGGUCAAGGGGUUCGUACAUUUAGCGGAACCAGUGCUGCAAGCUCGACCAUGAGCGCAAGAACCGUCGUCCCUUCAGCAGCGGGAGAUCCAUGUACCACUUGGGAAAUGUGGGAUUAUAUCCGAACGGUAUGUGGUCAUGAUUCAAGAUUGUCAGUCACUCUGGAUUUGACAAAUCCUCUUCCUCCUUCCGUCGGUGCUUUGGCAAGAUGGACAGCCGAACCAGUUUCAUACAUCUGGUUACCCGCAGGAUCUUUUAUACCCAACGCCAAGGGUUAUCCCGUUUUGUCAAAAGCUUGUCAAGCUUUUCUUCGUGGUAUGGCUAAGCUCUCCCCCACUUACAUCCUAUCCGGUACCACAAUGUCCCGUCAUCCCGCCGGUGGACCAACAGCAUAUCUACAGUACCUUCGACAUAUCACUACCACCCCGGGUCCCGGUGUUGGCAUGUCUCUGGCCAAUGGCGCUUCUGCCGUUGGUGAUCUAGGCGCAGGAUAUUCAGAUUUUCUCCAAGCUCCUCUACAGCCUCUUAUGGAUGAUUUGGGAAGUGCGACAUAUGAUGUGUUUGAGAGAGAUCCGGUCAAGUAUAGACAAUAUGAGGCUGCGAUCUACCUCGCGUUGAUGGAUCUGCCUCAGGAGAAGACACAUGCUAUCGCUGUUGCUGGAGCUGGACGAGGACCUUUAGUUGCUUGUUGUUUGAGUGCUUUGGUGAGGGCUGAACGAAAGGCAAAGAUAUACGCCGUGGAGAAGAAUGCGAGUGCGUUUUUGACCUUACAAGAACGUAAAGCUCUCGAAUGGCAUGACGCGGUGGAUAUCAUUUCGGGAGAUAUGCGAAAAGUCGUUUUACCCGAACAAGUAGAUUUGUUAGUAUCGGAACUACUAGGAUCUUUGGGGGAUAAUGAACUCUCUCCUGAAUGUCUUGAUGGUGCAGCUAGGUUUUUGAAGCCCGACGGAUUCUCAAUACCAAUGUCUUACACCGCUCAUAUCGCCCCUGUAUCAUCGAGUAAAUUACAUUACGAAGUUUCACUUCCUACUCGUCCAGCCGGAGCUGCAGAGACACCUUAUGUGGUUAUGAUGUCCGCUGUCAAUGCUCUUUCUGGUGAAGGACCAGGACCAUCUGGAAGAUGUGGAGAGAGAAUACAACAAUGUUGGCAAUUUGAACAUCCACGCAAAGAUUUGAUCCUUGGUGAGGAUGGUCUUCCACUUAACAACACCCACAACACUCGUUCCGCUCAUAUGUCAUUCCAUAUCCCUCACGCAGGUCCUCUUCACGGUCUAGCAGGAUACUUCGAAGCUCAUCUAUAUGGAAAUAUAGGUCUUUCAAUCCAUCCUGAAAAUAUGUCAUUAGUUUCACCCGAUAUGUUCUCUUGGUUCCCUUUAUUCUUCCCAUUCAUCGAACCUUUACAUUUACCAUCCAAUUGUGAACUUGUAGUUUCACUUUGGCGUCUGACUGAUCGGUUUAAAGUUUGGUACGAAUGGUGUGCAGAAGCUUUUUUACCUCUUGAAGAAAUACGUUCAGAAAGAAGAGUUAGCGCUCAACAAAUUAUUGGAAUUUCAAGUAUGGGAUUAGGUGGUGGUGGUGGUGGUGCUCCAAGUCCUUAUAUGGAUGCACCAACAAGUCCUAUUUAUCCUACACAUGGUAAUUAUUUAGCAGGUGGUGGAAGAGUUAAAAUCGGUCAAACUAGAUUACAUAAUGUUGGAGGGAAAUGUUCUUCUAUUGGUCUUUAA